GCCCUACUACGGGUGUCGGUCCCCAGCAGGAGAGCAAGUUCGUGGGGACCCUUUCCUUUGCUGCUCAGGAGUCCGCCUUGCAGGGACGGCCAGCCCCGGGGAGGGCAGCGGGCCAGGGCGUAGGCCGAGGGCGCGUGGUGGCUCCGGGGACGAGGUGCGGAGCGCGGCCGGGACCCGCGCUGUAGAGUGUGCAGCCCCGAGCAGAGAGCCCUCGGCGAUCGCGGGCUGGAGUCCCCAGUCCUCCGCCUCUCUCGUGAGGACCGUGUCCUGGCUCUGAGUCUAUCGAGGAAAAAAUGAAGUUAAGUCGCCAGUUCACCGUGUUCGGCAGCGCGAUCUUCUGCGUCGUCAUUUUCUCACUCUACCUGAUGCUGGACAGGGGUCACUUGGACUACCCUCGGGGCCCGCGCCGGGAGGGCUCCUUCCCGCAGGGCCAGCUUUCCAUAUUGCAAGAGAAGAUAGACCAUCUGGAGCGUUUGCUGGCGGAAAACAACGAGAUCAUCUCCAAUAUCAGAGACUCGGUCAUCAACCUGAGCGAGUCUGUGGAAGACGGUCCGAAAGGUUCCCCGGGCAAUGGCAGCCAAGGCUCGGCACACCUCCUCUCCUCACAGUCCGCCCUGCAGGUUGACCCCAAGGACUGUCUGUUUGCCUCCCAGAGCGGAAGUCAGCGUCGGGAUGUGCAGAUGUUGGAUGUUUAUGAGCUGAUUCCUUUUGAUAACCCCGAUGGUGGAGUUUGGAAGCAAGGAUUUGACAUUAAGUAUGAGGCUGAUGAGUGGGACAGUGAACCCCUUCAAGUGUUUGUGGUGCCUCACUCCCAUAAUGACCCAGGUUGGUUGAAGACUUUCAAUGACUACUUUAGAGACAAGACUCAGUAUAUUUUUAAUAACAUGGUCCUAAAGCUGAAAGAAGACUCAAGCAGGAAGUUUAUAUGGUCUGAGAUCUCUUACCUUUCAAAAUGGUGGGAUAUCAUAGAUAAUCCGAAGAAGGAAGCUGUUAAAAGUUUACUGCAGAGUGGUCAGCUCGAGAUCGUGACAGGUGGCUGGGUUAUGCCUGACGAAGCCACAGCACAUUAUUUUGCCUUAAUUGACCAACUGAUUGAAGGGCAUCAAUGGCUGGAAAGAAAUCUAGGAGUGAAACCUCGUUCAGGUUGGGCCAUAGAUCCUUUUGGACAUUCACCCACAAUGGCUUAUCUUCUGAAACGUGCUGGAUUUUCACACAUGCUCAUCCAGAGGGUCCAUUAUUCAGUGAAAAAACACUUCUCUUUGGAAAAAACGUUGGAAUUUUUUUGGAGACAGAAUUGGGAUCUUGGAUCUGUCACAGACAUUUUGUGCCACAUGAUGCCCUUCUACAGCUAUGAUAUCCCUCACACUUGUGGACCUGACCCUAAAAUAUGCUGCCAGUUUGAUUUUAAACGGCUUCCUGGAGGCAGAUAUGGUUGUCCCUGGGGAGUCCCACCAGAAGCAAUAUCUCCUGGAAAUGUGCAAAGCAGGGCUCAAAUGCUGCUAGAUCAGUACCGGAAAAAGUCCAAACUUUUCCGAACUAAAGUCCUCCUGGCUCCCCUGGGCGACGACUUCCGGUACAGUGAAUACACAGAGUGGGAUCUGCAGUAUAGAAAUUAUGAGCAGCUAUUCAGUUACAUGAAUUCUCAGCCCCAGCUUAAAGUGAAGAUUCAGUUUGGAACUUUGUCUGAUUAUUUUGAUGCACUGGAAAAAGCAGGGGCAAAGGAGAAGAAGGGUGGCCAGUCCCUGUUCCCUGUCGUGAGUGGAGACUUCUUCACCUACGCUGACCGGGAUGAUCAUUAUUGGAGCGGCUACUUCACAUCCAGACCUUUCUACAAACGAAUGGAUCGAAUCGUGGAAUCGCGUUUAAGGACUGCUGAAAUUCUUUACUAUUUGGCCUUGAAGCAAGCUCAGAAGUACAAGAUAAAUAAGUUUCUCUCAUCACCGCACUACACAACACUGACAGAAGCCAGAAGGAACUUAGGACUAUUUCAGCAUCAUGAUGCCAUCACAGGAACCUCGAAAGACUGGGUGGUUGUGGAUUAUGGUACCAGACUCUUCCAGUCAUUAAAUUUUUUGGAGAAGAUAAUUGGGGAUUCUGCGUUUCUUCUCAUUUUAAAGGACAAAAAGAUGUACCAGUCUUACCCUUCUGAGACCUUCUUAGAGAUGGAUAUGAAGCAAAGUUCACAAGAUUCUCUGCCAACAAAAACCGUAAUAGAACUGAGUGCAAAGGAGCCAAGGAAGACAUUUUGGAGCAGAGCAGGCAAGCUGAGCUCUGGAAAACAGCGUCAUCUGUCUAACACCGCAUACCCCAGGUACCUCGUGGUCUACAACCCUUUUGAACAAGAGCGGGACGCAGUGGUGUCCAUCUGUGUGAACUCCGCUACUGUGAAAGUGUUAUCUGAUUCCGGAAAGCCUGUGGAGGUCCAAGUCAGUGCAGUCUGGAAUAACGCGAGAACGAUUUCACAAACAGCCUAUGAGGUUUCCUUUCUGGCUCAUACACCACCACUGGGAAUGAAAGUGUAUAAGAUCUUAGAAUCACAGAGUCCAAGUUCACACAUGGCUGAUUACGUCCUGUAUAAUGAUGUACUAACAGAAAAUGGAAUAUUCCACGUGAAGAACAUGAUAGAUGGGAAGGAUGCCAUAACUAUAGAGAACCCCUUCCUUGCAGUCUGGUUUGACCGAUCUGGGCUUAUGGAGAAAGUGAGAAUGAAAGAGGACGGUAAACACCAUGAAAUAAAGGUGCAGUUUUUGUGGUAUGGAACCACAAACAAGAGAGACAAAAGUGGCGCCUAUCUCUUCUUGCCUGAUGGGCAGGGCCAGCCAUAUGUUUCUCAACGGCCACCCCUUGUCAGAGUGACACGUGGAAGGCUCUAUUCAGAAGUGACCUGCUUCUUGGAACACGUGAUUCAUAAAGUCCGACUAUACAACAUACAAGGAAUAGAAGGACAGUCAAUGGAAGUUUCUAAUAUUGUGAACAUUGAAAAUGUGCAUAACCGUGAGAUUGUAAUGAGAAUUUCAUCUAAAAUAAACAACCACAAUAGAUUUUAUACUGACCUAAAUGGAUACCAGAUCCAGCCUAGAAGGACAAUGAGCAAAUUGCCUCUUCAAGCCAAUGUUUACCCAAUGAGUACGAUGGCCUACAUCCAGGAUGCCGAGCACCGGCUCACACUGCUCGCCGCUCAGUCUUUAGGCACUGCCAGCAUGGCUUCCGGUCAAAUUGAAGUCUUCAUGGAUCGAAGACUCAUGCAAGAUGAUAACCGUGGCCUUGGGCAAGGUGUACAUGACAAUAAGAUUACAGCUAAUUUGUUUCGAAUCCUGCUGGAGAAGAGAAAUGGUGUAAACAUGGAAGAAGACAAGAAGAGUCCAGUCAGUUAUCCUUCCCUCCUCAGCCACAUGACUUCGUCCUUCCUCAACCAUCCGUUCCUCCCCAUGAUAGUCAACGCCAAGCUCUCCUCCCCUGCUGUUGAACUGCUGAGUGAACUGGCGCUGCUUCAGUCAUCUUUGCCUUGUGACAUCCAUCUGGUUAACCUACGCACAAUACAGACAAAGAUGGGCAAAGGCUAUUCCGAUGAGGCAGCCUUGAUCCUCCACAGGAAAGGAUUUGAUUGCCAGUUCUCCAGUAGAGGCACGGGGCUUUCCUGUUCUACUACUCAGGGAAAGAUGUCAGUCCCCAAACUUUUCAACAAGUUUGCUGUGGAAAGCCUCGUCCCUUCCUCCCUGUCCUUGAUGCACUGGCCUCCAGGUGCCCAGAAUGUGAGUGAGAUCAACUUGAGUCCCAUGGAAAUCAGCACAUUCCGGAUCCGCCUGAGGUGAAACCGACUUCCUUCGGUUUGGAGUGGAGAAGCUCUGGCUUUGUUACCCUCCUGGUUUUUACGUGCAAUAACUAAGCACAUUACUUUAGCUUCUGGCUACUGGGAGAACAUGAAUUCUGUGAUUUUUUUUUAAACUAGUCUAAUAAGAAAAGAAGAAAAAGCCAUGCUUUCAAAAGGUUUCUUUUCCUGAGUUUGUCCCACAAACUACUACUACCAGUGUGAACUGAUGUAACAACAACAACAAAAAAGGAAUAUUGAAAGACAACCCCUCAACAGACUGUAUCUCAGGUUAAAUGCUAACUAAUUAUGUUUGAAUUGAGGGUUGUAAAGAGAUUCUUAAAAAUAUUUAUGUUUCUGAUCAUUGGUUUUAUAAAAUAUACCCAUUUGACCUAAAUAGAAAGAAAAGAAAAAAAGAAAACAAAAGUUGGUGGAUAAUAGUUUUUAAUGGCCAAAAUAGUUGUAAUCAUUGAUCAUUGCUACAAAUUUAAAUUUUUGUGUGUGUUUAAAAUAUGUGGCAAAGUGCAAUCCCUCAACCCUUAUGAUAAAUGUCGUUGAUUUUCAUACUCCUUCCCAAUGAACCUUUCGACUACCAUUUCCUACCCGUACAUUUAAAAAAAGAACUGGUUUUUUUAGUCAUUCGCCAGUAGAAAAAGAGGCAUAUUUUCAUUACUUGACAACGUGGGAUGGGUGCAAUGUAGUCCAUUGUCACUGAAACAGAAGAAGCAAUUCCAUUUUCGGUACCACGAGGUGUCUUUUUACACAGCUCAUUUGAAUACAGGUGUUCCAAGGCGGGGUUUUCUAUUUUUAAAUUACCAUAUCAAAAAUAAAUGUGCCUUAUUUUUUUAUAAGUCUUGUUAAACCUUUUGGUGUCCAUAUUACUGUGUGGGAAGGGGAGGGGGGUGGGGAGGCAGGGGCAAGGGUUGGGUGCUUUCUAUAACACGUAAAUUAUGUAACUUUUGCUCGAUAAUGCUGGCCACAUUCUGAUCGGUUUCAUUAAAUUUGUGGUGGUGUUACUCUAAACAUUUUGACUAUUUGAAUGUACUGAGAUGUCAGAAAACAAAACAAGGAAGAAAAAUAUUGUUAAUUAAAAUAUGCUGCUGCCAAGGAAACAGCGACUUGAAGCAAGGAUUUUGUAACACAUGAGAUCCAAAUCCUGUUUGCAUUUCACAGUAGUCAACCAUAUUAAAGAGAGAAGGCUUUAAAAGAGACUGUCUUAAAAUCCACUGCGUGUCGCUCAUCGUGCUGUGUUUUACUAAAGACUGUGUUCCAAACUUUGGUGUGUGGUGACCUCAGUGUGUUAUUCUAGCCCAUGUGCCAUCACAGGACUUUUCAGUUCAUUUGAAAUCAUUGUUUCUUUAAUAUAAUAAUAGUAUUUAAUGUCAGCAUAGAAAAGAACUCUCUGGAUAUGUACACUUUUGAAAAAUUCUCCUCAGUGUCUUAACCUGGUUUAGUAUUCUCUGACUUCAAACUUCCAUUUACCUCUUGUCAUUCCAAUACCCUUACAGAGAAAAGCAUUUAUUCUGAUAGUCCUCUGGAUUUUCACUCUAGACGCAGCUCCUACACUCACUGUUCGGUUCUGCUCAUGAACUCCUUUGCCUAUAAAUCAUCAAGGAAACAAUUCCAGAGUCGACAACAGUACUGCAAGGGUAUGAUUUCAUGCAAUAAGCAUGUGAUGUCCAUUCCCUUCCUCACUUGUGGGGGAAUAAGCAUCUGAAAUACAACAGAACACCUUUCCUUCUGUAGACCUCUGCGGACAUUGGCUAGGAUAGCCGGGAGCAAAUCCCAGGAACAGGAUCGGUAUUCUCGUUGUAUCUUAAGGGUAUAGCUUCCUGUGGGUGUUCACUGUGUUCGGUGGUUAAGUGACGGUACUUCAUCACUGCAGAAAUUCUGGCGGGAUGAAAUGAAAGCUGAUGCAAUAAAAAUGGGUCUGCUCUGUGCCAGUCGGGGCCCUGGCUCGGUGUGCGCUCCUGCCACCAGCCCUUUACUCACAGGUGAAGCAGAAAUUCUACGGAACCAGCAAGUUUCUGCUUUUUAACGUUAUUUUCAGACUACAGCAUCAGGGAAAUGAAGAGAGGGUUUUUUUUGCUUUGGGUUAUGGUCAAGAAUUAACUAAAUAAUUCAGUUUCUCUGGCACACAUGAACAGCCAGCCACACUUCCGUCGUGACCUCAGUGGUCUGUUUGGUUGGAUUUUAUUACACGGAUUGUCACAGAUGUUCAGUGGACCAAGGCGUUGCUUUACUGUUCUCUCCUCACUUCGUGAAAUUUUAAUUUUGUUUAUUAGGUGCAUUGUUCAAAUAUCAGUGUUCUUCUUUUCUAAAAAUAUUGAUUUUAAAUAAAAUGCUGUAAGAUGUUAUAAGACAUCGUAAUUAUCUCCCUGUGUCUUUGUACCUGUGAUGAAAUGUUUUCACGGUCCUUUGUCUGGAAGAAAAUGUUUACUUUCAUUUUGAUUAUUUUGCUCAUUGAAAUCAACAGGUUUUGAUAUUUUUCUCUUGGAAGAUUUUUAUAACUUUUUGGGAAUAUGUAAUAUAAGAUCUCUAAUAAAAUAUAAUCUUAUCCUGUG
Messenger RNA from Peromyscus maniculatus bairdii (prairie deer mouse), 6372 nucleotides. It is a transcript of the gene Man2a1, whose product is annotated as mannosidase alpha class 2A member 1. The record is from RefSeq and is a predicted model, not a curated record. Gene Ontology annotation, cellular component: Golgi membrane. NCBI's taxonomy places the organism in Eukaryota, Metazoa, Chordata, Mammalia, Rodentia, Cricetidae. Gene Ontology annotation, biological process: mannose metabolic process; N-glycan processing; protein deglycosylation. Gene Ontology annotation, molecular function: carbohydrate binding; alpha-mannosidase activity.